AAGCCCGCGGUUUCCAAAAUGACGCUGGAGGAGUGCGAGUCAGUCGCAGGCCUAAUGUCAGUAACGACACCGAGGCCUGCUUUUUAACUAAGAGUAACCUUGUCUGGGAGGUCAUGGGGCUGCGCUCACUACCCGGAAACCUCGUCUAAGAAAGCUGCUGUUCAGGGGAAACGAGUCACAAAAGCAAGAGCUGAGCGGAGCGGAGUUGUUUGUUUGCAGUAGCCAUUAGCACAGGGGCUAGCAGGCAGGAAUCUCAGCGGAGGCUCCGUUGCCUUGUCAACUAAGCAACGGAGAGGCUGCCUCCUGACAACGAGGAGACACACAAGCCGCCGUUCUCGGGUUGAGGUGGGUGUGGAGAGAGGCUGCUGAUGAGCCGUCCACUAAAACCACUCCAGUGUGCUGACUUCUAUCCCAGAUGGUGAAACAAUAAUGUCGACUGAUGUUGGCUCACAGAUAAGCUCGGCUGAUAAGCGACGCAGCAUUUGCGCGCUGCCCGAGCCCUCCUGGGAUCAGCUGGGGGAUGAUUUAGACCUGAAUAAGUCCUUUCCGUGCUCUCGGAGACAGAGCAACAGGAAGAGUUUCCUCGGUUUGCACCAUCGUGAUUAUCCCGAUUUCAUAACAGGUGGGGCUUUGGAUGUCUGCGCCACAAUGUCAGCAAACAAAUCGUGCCUACUUCUUGGCUCCCAAGUUUCUGCCGACUCCUUGCCAAACCCUUCUCCUGAAUCUGAGGACAGCCUCAUCCAUCGGUUCAUUUCUGAGGACUUCGCCCUAUCUGGAGCCCCUUCCGCCAUCAACCCCAACAAAGUGGUCCUCACAGUCUCCUGUAAAACAACAGAGAUUUUAUCAGCAAACGAGCAGGCCUGCAAGCUGUUCGAGUGCUCCGCCGAGGAACUGGUGGGAAAGAAGUUGUCGUCCGUCUUAAAAAAAACGAAUCAGGUCCUGGAAGAAGCGCUGGAAGAAGAGUAUCAGCUUGCAGACGGAGCUGUUGCUGUUGUGUCUGGGAAAGUGGCGGAUGCGGUGACGUUAUCUGGAGAGGUACCGGUAUCGGUGUGCACUCACAGGCACUCGGAGCAUGAAGACCAGUGGCUUGUCAUGAUGGAACGUGUGGAGAGGAUCUCAUCCUUUGUGUCCUUUUACCAAGAUGGCUCUAUCCUAAGCUGUGACUCGGCUUUUGCUCAUCUCCAUGGAUAUCACCACCCUGAGGACUUGAAAGGGUUGUCUAUGAAGGCGCUAAUCCCAUCUUUACAAAUCCCCCUCUACAGUCAUGCCUUGCCAAAAAUGCUGAGGAUUCAGAGGGUUUGUGGGAAAAGCAGAGGGGGUGCACCCGUCCCACUCUGUGUGAAACUUCAGGGGGCGGCGCUGUGUGGAAAAGCCCAACACCGCAAUGACGACUUCUGCACCGUGACAAGAGACGGCUCCCGUCUCAUCUCUCCUGUGGGCAAACCUAGACUUUCAGAUCAUAGGAACCUCGAAGAAGCUGUCUCUAACGAGCCGUCAUCAGGCGAAGUGGACGGCGCCGUCCCCACACCAACACCAGAAUACUCUGGAACAGUCUGGGCGUUUGCUCCUUUGAGCGGCCUUCUCCUCCUUUGGCCGGAUGGUUCAAUCUUCAGCAUUCACAACCAUCUGGCCCUCCGUUUGUUUGGGUACAGCAAGGACGAGCUUCUGGGGAAGAGCGCUGCUUUUCUGAUGCCUGGCUUCUACGAAUGGAUGUCUGACUCGGACAGAAAGGCUGCCCCAGUUUCUGACUUCCACGUUGAGAUGGGCAAAAGCCCGGCCAUGUCCAAAAUAUCGGUAAAUUCUGAUCCGUCUUCCCUGGUGGCGGGAGACAUGGGUAUGGUGCAGCAGGCUAUCCUGAAAACGAGCUCCACAGGAAGAGGCAGGAUCUUCACUGGAACCGGCUCCGGGCUGGAGAAUCAGGCCAGCGCUCUGUCUGCGUUCUCUCUUCCUGCAGUCACCUCCACACAUCUGGCUAUGGCCAAUGAUACCACGGAGCUGACUGAGGAAGCGGCCCGGGCGGCUCCCCACAGCGGCCCGCUGGAUAGUGCAGAUAGCACCCAGGCUCUCCUCAAGACAUUCGCCUGGGUGGAAACUCCGGAUGCAGACGCCUGCUGCUCGGUUACCGCUGAACCGGCCACCCAGAACCGAGACCAGCGGCCGCUCAAUGUGAUUCAGGAAAAUAUCGCACCUGCUAUCAAGAUUACAGCAGACACUCCUGGUCAGCGAGGCAGGGCAGGUGGCGGCUGUAAUGAGGCGAGAACGGAUAAUCACUCAUGUGCCUCUGUGCACCAAGAGUCGAGCUUCGAGAUCAUCUCAAUGGAGAGCAGAUCGUCCUCCGGCUCCUGCGAGACGUUUGCUGGCCAGGGUGGUCCUGAUGCAGCUCGGGUAGACGAGUCGGGUUUAGUCCAUCUAGAGGACUCGGCCAGCUGCUUCGUGGACAUCGACAGCAAUGGCGACGCGGUGACCCGCGCUCUCGCAGAGCUGAACCUGAGCAAAAGCCUGGAGCUGCUCAGCAUGCGAGAGUACGCCAACGACUGCCAGCCCUCCGUCAUAUCCUGCGAUACAGCCGAGCUUCUACGGGCGACCCCUCUGGGCGCGGUGGAACCGGACCGGAAAGCAGAAACCGCGUGUGCUGCGGUGGAGGCUAAGGUUGGUGUGGGUGAGGAGCAGGAUCAGUGGGGAGCGCUCUCUUUGAUUCAUAAAGGAAAGGGCCAAGAGUGUGCGGUCCAAACGCCUGGUGAGAGACGGUCUGUUACAGACAUGCCGGCCACGUCAACACCUAAAAAACCGAAGGCGAAUAAACACGUCCCGACCUCAAACACAACACAGAUACUAGAGGGACAAUUUGAAGGGAGCGGCUACCACAGAGAUGGCACAAGAGUAGAUGUGCAGUGUGACGUUUGCAGGGUUACCCUCUCUGACGGAAGCUCGAUGGUCUGCGUGUGGAUACAGAGAUCAAACCAGCAGGGGGCGUUGUUACAAACAGAACCUUCCCUUCACAACCAGUCAGGGGUCAGUCCAGGAAAGAGGGCCGGCGAGGCCGGCCAAGGAGAAGCGCUGCGCUCCACUCUGGAUCUGGAGCAUUCUCGAGCUUGUGAUGGGCAGUUUGAAGAAGAAUACCAGCCAAUCAAAGCAGUGGGGAAAGGAGCGUUUGGUUUUGUCUGGAAGGCUAUAAGGCGCUGCGACGGGCGAGAAGUUGUUGUGAAGUUUAUUAGCAAAACAAGAAUAAUGAGUGACUGCUGGGUAGAUGACCCGUUGUUGGGAAGAGUGAGCCAGGAGAUUGCCAUAUUGACCAGAGUCCAACACCAUAACAUUGUCAAGGUGGCAGAGGUGUUUGAGAAUGGGAGUUAUUUCCAGAUGGUGAUGGAGAAACACGGAGAAGGAUUGGAUCUUUUUGAAUUCAUAGACAUGCAGCCAAGGCUGGAUGAGCCGCUGGCCAGCUACAUCUUCAGACAGAUUGUGGCAGCUGUGUUCUACCUGAGGACAAAGAACAUCAUUCACAGGGACAUAAAAGAUGAGAACAUCAUAAUAGACAAGUGCUUUCACAUCCGAUUGAUAGACUUCGGCUCUGCGGCCAUACUGGCUCCUGGGAAGCUGUUCCACAAUUUCUGUGGCACGCUGGAGUACUGUUCCCCAGAGGUGCUUCAGGGAAAUCCCUAUGAGGGUCCGGAGCUGGAGAUGUGGUCUCUGGGGGUCUUGCUCUACACCCUGCUGUUCAGUGAGAACCCGUUCUGUGAUGUGGGUGAAAUCCUCGAUGCCAAACUAAGGCCUCCGUUCCCCCUGUCUCCAGAGCUGCAUGGUGUUCUGCGAGGCCUGCUGCACUAUAACCCUAAAAAGAGGAUGACUUUAGACCAGCUGCUGUUGCAGUCGUGGAUCAGCCAGCCCAUUUCCCUGGCAGAAUACAGCUGGACUGAGGUGGUUUCUGCGUGUCAGAGCCCCUGUUUGUCACAGAAUCAGGAACCCAGUCCCACCGCUUGCGUCAGACCGAGUUUGUUCCAAGACUGUGGCGAUGAGACUCUGUCGGAGGAAGAUGAUGAUGAGAAUCAGUCAAUAAUAGCACUGGAAACGGAGCUCAAAAAGUACCUCUUUGGGGAUUGAACACGAAAUUUAAAGUGAUACAAGCAAAAAAAACAGUCGCUCUGACAUUUGGUAACUUGGAAGAUCUCAGUUACAAAACCGUAAUAGAGGAGCUUUUUAAGGCAAAAAUUAGUUUUUGUAUUGUAGAUCAAGUUUUGAAUGUACUUUUUUUUUUUUUUUAUCAGCUUGUCAGUUUUCCUCUAGUCAUAUAUUUUAUGAUCCACUACAGGGAAUUGGGAGAAGAUGUAAGCAGGAGGUCAAAUCUCCCUUUGGUGGCUCAUUUGAUUUGAUUAUUUUGAAGUUGUUUUACAAAAUACCUGUACCGUUGUAUUGAUAUAUUCCCAGUUUUCUAUUUUUUUUAAUUUAUUUAUUUUUUUGAACUGCAGCUUUUUUAUCCUGUGUUUUAAUCUUGAUGUUUAGAUAUUUUGAUUACAUGUAAAAACAUAGAACACUUUUAAUAUUUAUUUUUAUGCAUCAAUAAAUGUCUUCCCUCAAACGGCA
This is a messenger RNA of Fundulus heteroclitus (mummichog), 4578 nucleotides long. It is a transcript of the gene pask, whose product is annotated as PAS domain containing serine/threonine kinase. Gene Ontology annotation, biological process: negative regulation of glycogen biosynthetic process; protein phosphorylation; intracellular signal transduction. The transcript is spliced from 20 exons. NCBI's taxonomy places the organism in Eukaryota, Metazoa, Chordata, Actinopteri, Cyprinodontiformes, Fundulidae. The record is from RefSeq and is a predicted model, not a curated record. Gene Ontology annotation, molecular function: ATP binding; protein serine/threonine kinase activity. The coding region runs from base 430 to 4098 and encodes 1222 amino acids. Gene Ontology annotation, cellular component: cytoplasm; cytosol; nucleus.